Brenthis ino (lesser marbled fritillary) is the source of this 2832-nucleotide messenger RNA. NCBI's taxonomy places the organism in Eukaryota, Metazoa, Arthropoda, Insecta, Lepidoptera, Nymphalidae. The record is from the annotation of a GenBank genome assembly.
AUGAAAUUAAUAUGGUCGGUAGGAGCAACAAAGGAAAUCGGUACAGCUCUCACGCGAGUAUGUCUUCGACACAGAGCCAUCGAGUCACGGAUGAAAACAUUUAUAAGUACUUUAAUGGACCGCCUGAUAACACCCCUGGCUGAUCGUACGGACGAAUGGCGUAGGGGUUGCAACGGAUCUGGCGCUCUAAGUAGAGAACAUGCGAGAGAAUGUAAGAGAGCAAGAGCAGAGUUACGGAGGAGAGUUCACGACGCCCAAAGGCAUGCCAGGAAAGCUAGGCGCGCCACCCCCGAUGUGAAACGACGGGCCGAUGUCUGCUUGCAGGAUGUUCAAGAGAGAAAGCAACAAUUGGAAGAAAUGGAGGAGAAGGCUGUCAAAGCAGCGCUCAUUGAGGAAAGGAGUCGGUUCUGUCACUUUGUGUCACUUCUCAGUCCCGUGGUGGAGAGUGAAGUGGCAAUGUUAGCUGAGGUAGGUCACCUCCAAGAGGGCACGGAACAGUUGUCAAGACAGACUUCGGAGCCUAGGAGUUUGCCGGCUGCAAGCUUACAGGUUAUUUGCGAUAUUAAGUCAUGCUACAGUGGCUGGGAAGGGGGAUCGGCUCCACACUCUCCUUCCGCGUCUUCCCGCCUCGGAAGUCGGAAAUCUUCCCUGACAUCAAUAUCUUCCUUGACAAGCCAGUGUUCUGAUCAACAUGGUGUUUCAGGGUCAACAGUUAGUUGUUCGACACCAAUAUCGAGCGCUUCGUCGAGCGUCACGCCCGCGCCCGCUCCCGAUUCUCUACGCGGCUUGUCGCAGUCGGCGCGCAUAGCAAGUGUAUGCAGUGGGGAUUCGGGUUUUCGUUCUCAAGACGCUUUACAACGACCCUGUCUCUACGUUGAUAAUGCUUCAGACAAUCAAAGCGUUAGCAGCGAGUGUGUCACACCAUCAAAAAAUACGGAAGAUGAAAAUGUCGAGGACAAUGACGUCACGUCCGCUGUUGCUUCAGCAACAUGGCCGGAUUUAAAGGACACUGCACAGUUUGAAAGAGCGGCUUCUGCUAUAAUGGGGGGCAGACCCCAUACUAUAUCUGCAGCAUCCGAGCGUGGUCACCCUCGCCCUGCAUUAAGCGUCAAUACAUUCACAGAACAAACCACAAGGGAGACUAUAUAUGCUAGACCACCAUUGCCGACGAGAUGUUCGUCGCUAGAAAGACCGUCUAUUCCUGCGAAGACGAACGCUAAUACAGCUAAUAUGGAGUUUAAGGCGAAUAAACCAUCGUCUCUUCCACCGCAUCUUGCUAAAGAAAUGCCUCAAGCCCUAUACGUGAAUAUGUCUGAGCUAGCAACAUUAGCGGCGUCGCGCGCGCAGCAACACAACGCAGAGUUCCCACAUCAGGAAAAGGUUUGCUCCGAAAGCAGUGCAAGUGAAUCCUCCCUAGAGUCAUCUAGCGGUUAUGGAAGUCAAGGAGCGUUUGCGGCAGAAGACCACGCUCAUCAACAUAAUAUGAUACAACAUGCUGACGUUGAGUCAGAAAUCGUCACGUUAAGGAGGGAUGAUUCGAUCGCGACGGCUAGAGAGAACUUUUCGAUAUCGCUCGGGAGUUUGGAAGAGGCGGUCAGGUCUUUAGACGAGGCGGUGGAAUCACCCACGUUUGCGACUAUCGGGAAAAAACCCGCUGUGCCCAAAAGACGACCGGUUUCCAUGUCAGCAUCAGUUUGGUCCAGACGUGGCUCGUCGAGCUCAGUGGGCAAACCGCCCCCACCUGUUAGAAGAUCUUCCUCUAUUUCUAGGCCGCAGAGACCACCUUACCAUCAGAACGUACAAAAUCCAGUAACAUCGGAUGCCGACAACUUGCCUCCGCCCCCGGCUUUUCUUUUGCAACCAGAGAGUGACAAUAAUGCAGUGCAGGGAAUAAACGUAGCGGAAACAGUGAAACAGUUGACCGAACUAAAGCACAUGCCGGCUUCGCCGGGUCUAGUGCGUCGGAUGCAAAACCAAAACCAAAUUCAGAACUUAAACCAAAAUGAGAACCAAAACCAAAUUCAAAACCAGAAGCAGAACAUUAACCAAACUUCAAACCACCAACUGAGUACAUUUCAACAGGCUAAAAGUAAUUUCUCGUCGACAACAAGCCUCAACAAUUCGGGCAGUCUCAAUCCGAUAUACGGACAAACGAAAUAUAUGUAUGUAGAGAAUUCGAUGUUCGCAAGGAAAAAUAGUUUGAACAGCUCCAAUACUGAUUUGUAUGGAAGUAAUACAGCGAAUAUCUAUGGAGAAAGUAAGGGAUCGCCUCACGGCUCGACCCCCUCGACCCCUAGUUACGGUGAAACUACGACGUUCUCCAGCUUCGGACCGAGGGUCAAUAGUGACUCGCAUUACGGACAGACGGGUUUCAAGUUGCAACAAGACAAGUACACGAACAAGGGUGGUAUAUACGCGCAGCCCGCGCUGUCGGCCGCGCCGCUCGCGCGCCGCCUCUCCGCGCGCUCGCACUCCGCUGAGCGGCACCAUGUUGAACAUGGCGGUCUAAUAGCAAGUUUGAGCGCUAAGCUCGCGCCGCAACUCUCACCACGGACCACUCGCCGGACUAUAUCUAGUAUAACGUGUUCCGAUUCACCGCCCAAAGGCAAAGGCGCGCCGGCGGCCGCGCAGCCCGCGUUCCUGGACAAGCUGUCGGCCACGCUGCAGCAGCGCCUGGCGGGCGCGCGCGCCGCCGCCGUGCGCGACCGCAUCAACGCGCAUGCGCAGCCGGACCCCCGCGUAUGUCACACUUCUCUCAUGGAGCAAAUAAAACGAGGUGCAACGUUACGUAGAAAUAAAUAUUGUAACGAUCGUUCCGCACCAAAAAUACGU